GCACUGAUAGGUGGCACUCACUAGCAUUGAUAGGUGGCACUGACUGGCACGGAUGGGUGACACUGAAAGGCAGCUCUGAUGGGCACUGAUAUGUGGCAUUGAUGUGGCACUGAUGGGAACUGAAAUGUGGCACUGAUGGGCACUGGCAGGUGGCAUGGAUGAGCACUGAGAGCUGGCACUGAUGGACACUGACAGGUGGCACUGCUGGGGCUACACAGAUCAUCAGGGCACACUGAUCAUCAGUGCCCUGAUGAUCUGUGUACAUGUCCCCUCCGAGGAAUGCCGAUUACCGGCUCUCCUCUCCUCUGUCAGCAUGACAGCUCGUGAUCAGCUG
Molecule: messenger RNA, 334 nt
Organism: Staurois parvus
Lineage: Eukaryota; Metazoa; Chordata; Amphibia; Anura; Ranidae
Source: the annotation of a GenBank genome assembly